This is a messenger RNA of Ceratotherium simum simum (southern white rhinoceros), 2338 nucleotides long. It is a transcript of the gene ZSCAN31, whose product is annotated as zinc finger and SCAN domain containing 31. Gene Ontology annotation, cellular component: nucleus. Lineage: Eukaryota; Metazoa; Chordata; Mammalia; Perissodactyla; Rhinocerotidae. The record is from RefSeq and is a predicted model, not a curated record. Gene Ontology annotation, biological process: regulation of gene expression.
AUAAGUACUGUUUUGUCAUCAGGUGUAUCCUUCUAAAGAUUAAAUCAGGGAUUCUUAAAUCAAUUACCUUUCACCCCAAGCUGGAGUGAGCCUUCUAAAUUAAUAAUGGCUGCAGAAGAACAGGAUGGAUUUAAGAUUGUGAAGGUGGAGGAAGACCCUACCUGGGACCAAGAAACCUACCUUCAAGAGAAUAGCUUUUCUGGCCAGGAGGCCUCCCGCCAACUUUUUAGGCACUUUUGUUACCAAGAGACUCCUGGUCCCCGAGAAGCACUGAGCCGGCUCCGGCAACUCUGUCAUCAGUGGCUGAGGCCAGACACCCACACCAAGGAGCAAAUCCUGGAGCUCCUGGUGCUGGAGCAGUUCCUGACCAUCCUGCCUGAGGAGCUCCAGACCUGGGUGCAGGAGCACCAUCCCAAGAGUGGGGAGGAGGCAGUAGCUGUGGUUGAAGAUCUGGAGCGAGAGCUUAGUGAACCAGAGAACCAGGCCCCAGAUUAUGAACAUGGACAUUCUGAAGUGCUCUCAGGGGAUGUGGUGAAUCUGAAGUCCAAGCAGGAAUCAACAGCCAUCCGGCUUCAGUCCAUGGUGACACAGCUCAAAUGUGAAUCUUUUGGUCCUCACCAGUUUGGAGAACCAGAUGGUGAAACUGUACCUGAAAACCAGGCAUUGGCAUCGAAGCAAGAAGUCUUAAAAGAAAUGGAACAUUUUGGGAAUAGCAGACUCCAAAGAGAUGUUCCUCUAGAAUCUAAGUGUAGAGAAACUUGUAAACGGGACAGCAGGGUAGAAAAGCAGAGGGGACACGCCACUGGAGAGAGACGUCACAGGUGCAAUGAAUGUGGGAAAAGCUUUACUCAGAGUUCAGUCCUCAUUCAGCACCAGAGAAUCCACACUGGGGAGAAGCCAUACGAAUGUGAAGAAUGUGGGAAGACCUUCAGCCAGAGGUCAGGCCUAAUUGAACAUCAGCGGAGCCACACAGGAGAGAAACCCUAUCAAUGUAAGGAGUGUGGGAAAGCCUUCAGUGCCAGCAAUGGCCUCAUUAGACACAGAAGAAUCCACACGGGGGAGAAACCAUAUGAAUGUGAAGAGUGUGGAAAAGCCUUCCGCCUGAGCUCAUACCUUGUGCAGCAUCAGAGGAUUCACACUGGAGAGAAGCGCUAUCGGUGUAAUGAGUGUGGUAAAGCCUUCAGUCAGAACGCAGGGCUUUUCCAGCAUCUCCGAAUCCACACUGGUGAGAAACCCUAUCAGUGCAGUCAGUGCAGUAAAAGCUUCAGUAGGCGAACCCUCCUUAUAAAACAUCAGAGAAGCCACACUGGAGAGAGACCGUAUGAGUGUGAUGAGUGUGGGAAAGCCUUCAGUCACCAUUGCAACCUCAUUAGGCAUUUCAGAAUCCAUAUUGUUGCCAAACUGGACUAAUUCCAUGGACUCCCAGGCCCCUAAAUGGGGCCAUCUUGGAAAGUAAGAUUUUCAAGUGGCUUAUGUGUUCUUAUCAAAUAUGUUUUGCUUUGGAAUGAGUAGCUUGUCUGCAGACCAGAUGCUGGUGUCUCCUGGGUGGAUGACUGAGUGUGGGUAGUUGCCAGGCAGCCUCCUUCUCCCCUCUCCCUUGGUUCAUUUCUAAUGAUUUCCCUUAAAGGGACCAAAUUUUACCUGGAAAUAAAUUGGUACAGAGGGGCUGUUCUUGAGUAAUACUGAAUAUUGAACAACUGUAAAAGACUAGUAUCUCUGUAUACUUUUUUAAGAUUGGGUAAGUUCAAAUGAUAUUCAGAGGUGAGUCUUUUUCUUUUCCUGUAAAAGUUACAUUUUAAACACAUUUAAGGUUUGGGGAGUAAGAAUCAUUCCCAUAGGAAACAUUGCCAUGGUCUCCCCUAGGAAUGUGAUGGAUGGUCUCUUUGGUGCUUUCAGCAGAAGGGGUGGCAUACUCAUUAACCAAGCAGCAUUAUCCAUAGUGUGAAACCUAUAAUCUUGAUUUAGAAAUCUAUGUCCCAUUUGAUCUCUAAUUGCAGGUCAUUACCAUAUUUAAGGUUCCCAUUUUUGUUAUAAAUAAUGAAUAAGAGGACAGGACACUUUAAAAUCUUUACAAUGUACCUCUUUUAUUCAUAGUCUUUUCUGUCAGCAUUCCCCUGCCACUGCCUUUCAGAGGUUAUCAGCAACUCUGAAUGCCGCUGCAAGCAGCGUCAUUGAGGCUCUAUAAAGAAAAAGAGCCUGCAACCUCAGGCAGCUUGCUGCUUAACUGGGGAGACCAGCAUGCUCAGGCUAUUUACUGUCAGAGUUAAAUACAAGCUCUGGCACCAGGCUGUCUAGGUUCAAAUCCUGCCUCUCCAUCUGUGAGCUGUGUGACUUUGGG